AUGGAAAAUUUCAUAGCCACUCAGACUCAGACUAAUAAGGAUUUCAUAAACCAGAAAGUGCACACUAAUGAGCAAAUCAAGCAGUUAGCAACUAAAGUAGACGCGUUGGCCACUCACAACAAGAUGCUUGAGACACAAACCUCUCAAGUGGCACAGCAACAAGCACCUACUGCCACACCUGUUGGGACGUUUCCAGGACAACCACAACCAAACCCAAAAGGACAUGCUCAUGCUAUUAUUCUGCGAAGUGGUAGAGAGAUGGAUGAACCGACUGACCCUAGGCUUAAAAACCCUGCUAUGUUCCAAAGCCCUAGGAAGACAACUGAGGAGGAAAGUAGACCCAAGGAUAAACCAAGUGAUUCGAAAAAGAAAAAGGACAAGGAAGGCGAGACGGAGGAGAAAGAAGCGCCACACAUAUCUCCACCACCCUAUAAACCACCUAUCCCGUACCCUCAAAGACUCGAGAAAUCUAAAAACAUAGGGCAAUUUAAGAAAUUUUCCGAACUUAAACAGUUAAACAUCACAAUUCCGUUUACAGAAGCUAUUACCCAAAUGUCCUCAUAUGCUAAGUUCCUAAAAUAA
This is a messenger RNA of Vicia villosa (hairy vetch), 582 nucleotides long. RefSeq lists its product as uncharacterized. The transcript has a single exon. Lineage: Eukaryota; Viridiplantae; Streptophyta; Magnoliopsida; Fabales; Fabaceae. The coding region runs from base 1 to 582 and encodes 193 amino acids. The record is from RefSeq and is a predicted model, not a curated record.